Dictyostelium discoideum AX4 is the source of this 4029-nucleotide messenger RNA. It is a transcript of the gene wdr7, whose product is annotated as WD40 repeat-containing protein. The record is from RefSeq and is a predicted model, not a curated record. The coding region runs from base 1 to 4029 and encodes 1342 amino acids. Lineage: Eukaryota; Evosea; Eumycetozoa; Dictyosteliales; Dictyosteliaceae. The transcript is spliced from 2 exons.
AUGAGUUUUAAUUUAAACUCAAGUAGUGGGUCAGUAUUAAAUGGUAGUGGAGUAUAUAAUAAUAGUAAUGGAACAUAUUCAAAUGGACCAUCACCAUUAUCAGUGAGUGGUGGUAGUAGUAGUAGUGGAAUGAAUGGUAGCAAUGCAUUACUAUCCAAUAGUUUACAAUCAGUUAAUGGUAAUAAUAGUAGUAAUUAUAUAUUAAAUAAAGGUACAGAAAUACUGGUACCAGUUGUUCUUUGGUGUGGUUCACCAUCACAUUGGAUAACAUCAAUCAUCAUUACUCCAGAUAAAAAAACAAUCAUAUCAGGUUCACAAUCUGGUCACAUUGCAAUAACUUCAAUUUCAUUAGAUCAAGGAAAAGAAAAUCAAUUUACACCGAAAAUUUUAGGUAUUGGACAUGAGAAUCCAAUUACAUGUUUAGCAUUAGGAGAAUUUGAAAGAAAGGAAGUUGUUAUUAGUGCAGCAUCAGAUGGUAGUAUGUCAGUGUGGAGUAUAAUGGAUGGAUUAUGUUUAUUGUCGACAGUAUCACAUUUUCUAUCAUGUUCACCAACACAGAUGGUAUCAUUACCCAAUAGGAAACAGGUAGCUGUAUGUGGUAAAGGUUCAAACUAUAUAUAUAUUGUCGAUAUUCAUUCAUUGCGAAUCGUAAGUACGAUCAAUGAUCACAUGGAUUGGGUGACAAGUUUAUUCUCUUGUACGAUGCAAGAUUCGACCUCGAUGCUAUUAUCGGGUGGGUUGGAUGGUAUUAUUAGAUUUUGGUUACUCAAACCCGGUGAUCAAGAUAUGGCAUUGCAAGUUAUAGAUUCUAGAAAUGUUAAUGGUGGAGGUAGUGGUGUCGAUGGUAGUUACACAUUGGAUGACGCACCCAUCUCAAUUAAAUUCUCACCCAAUGGUAAAUCGUUAUUGGUUGUGACAAAGAACAAUUGGUCCAUUUUCACCACCCAAAAUUCAAGAUUACUCUAUUCAAUUCGUUGUCCUUGUACAACCAUUCAAGAGAAACAAGCAGGUUUGCCAACUAGUGGUGGUUGGUUUGGUGGUUCGUUCAUUGAUAAUAGUAUGGUUUUAAUUUGGAAUAAAGAAGGCAGAGGUUUCCUUUAUCGUAUCGAUCAAACCGAUUUAAAAUCUUUCCCUUUAGGUGACCCUGUACCAAUUGAAGGUACCUCACCAUUAUUAUCAAGAUCAUAUGGUUCAUCUCUAUCCUCCUCUUCAAAUUUAAAUAAUAGUUCUUUUAAUAUUAAUAAUAGCAAUAGCAAUAAUAAUAAUAAUAAUAGUAAUGGUAAAAUUGGUCAACCAGAUUAUUCAAUAAUUAAUUUCACUUAUCAAUCAGGUAUACCACCACCACAAUUGUUAAUAACUUUUACUUCAAAUGAUAAUAAUAAUAGUCAACAAACACCAUUAUUAAAAAUUGGAGCAGCAAUGUGUUUUGGUAAUAUAUUUAUGAUUGGUGAUGUUUAUGGUCAUAUUAGAAUUUGGGUAAUACCAGUUAAUAGUGAACAAUUGUUAAAUCCAACUAAUCAGACAGCAACAACUAGUGGUAAGAGAAUAUUAAGAGAACCAAAUUUACAAGGAUCAAUAUCUGAUGGUUGGAAGAGUGUUGAACAGAGUGGUAAAGGUGGCAAAGCAAGACAACAACGUGUUACAGCCUCACUUUUAUUGGAUGAUACGAUGAUGUUGAUACGUGGUUACGAGGAUGGCAGUAUUAGUACCAGUAAAUUACCCACCGAUUUAUUUACGAAAUUUUAUAACAACUCUCAUAAUAGUAGGGUAAACUAUUUGAUGAGUUCACCACCUGGCACUGGUCUAAGACGAUUGUUAUUCUCUGCAUCCAAUGAUUGCACAAUUAAAGUUUGGGAUUUAAGUACAUUCAAAUUGUUACACACUUUCUCUCAUCAUACAGGUCCCGUGUAUUCAAUAUUCUCGUUACCACAAUCGUCAAGAAGAAAUACCUUCAUAUCCAUCUCUGAAGAUAAAACAAUCGGUAUGUACUCUAUGGAGGAUCUAUCAUGUAAACACAUGUUUGGUGUUCACUCUUCAUCAAUAUCCAAGGUACAUUGGAAGAAUGAACAAGGUUAUCUAAUGGUUGAAACUAUCGAUGGUUCAGUUUCAAUUUGGGAGAUGGGAAGUGGAGAACUUGAAGGUGUAGUAUAUGGUCAAAUCGCUAAGGAUAUCUUGGAUAAUUCAGAAUUACUCUCGAAUAAUUGGAAACAACAAGAAAGUAAAAUUCAUUCAGGUCAACAUUUUCCAACUAAAUCUUUAGUUUAUACUCAUAAAAAUGAUCCACCAAUUCAAACUUUAUUUUUAAAUAUAAAAUCAAUUUCUGAAGAUAUUUUAUUAAUAACUCAACAAAAACAACAACAACAACAACAACAAUCACAACAACAACAACAACAACAACCACAAUCACAAUCACAACAACAACAACAACAACAAGUACAACAACAACAACAACAAAAUAUUGGAUCAUCAAUAAUUCAAAAAGAUUUAAAUCAAUUAGUAUCAAUAUUUUCAUAUUUAAUACCAUGGGGUAUGGAUAAAGCAUUAGAUAUAUUAUAUAUGAAAGAUUUUCAAUUAAGACCACCACAACCAGAUUUUUCAUUUGGUUUAUUAGGUCAUGGUGGUAAUAUGAGUUUCCUUACACCAAGUGUAUCAUUUUCAACAGGUAAAUUACAAUGUUCAGAAACUUUAACAGCUCAAACAACUUUAUCAGCGGUAGCAUUGGGUAGAACUAUACUUAGAAUUGGUGGUAUGGAGAAUACCGUCAGCCAGUUAACGACAUACUAUUGUACAACAUUACCAGAGACCCUACAAGGGUAUGUUUAUCCAGAUUUCUCUUAUUUAGCAACUUAUUGUCAAGAUGGUAAUGAAGAUGUUAUGAUUAGUGCUCGUUCAAUAUUUAAGAUUUCAAUUGAACGUAUGCCAAAUACUGCAUUCAAACAGUUGGUAAAUUCAUUCUGUAGUGUAUUGAAUGCCGAUUGUUUGGGUCCAUUUGAAAGAGCACGUUCAAUCAUUGUUUUGGCAAUCAUUGCAUCCAAUAGACCAAAUUCAGAUUUUAACAAUGCCUUCUCUUCACGUGUUGGUAUUGAACUUCAAAAGAUGAUCUAUAAAGGUACAGGUAAUUUAACGAUUAUAGCGGUGGAAUUGAUUGGUAAAGGAUUCUCCAUUUGGAAAGACUCAAUUAAAGAUUUACCAGGUCUAUUGAAAUGUUUAUUCACACUUACAAUGCAAUCGGAUCCAUUGGCUACAACCUCAAAAACUUCAUUGCUUUUAAUUGGUUCCGUAGAUCCUAAAACUUUUAUUCAAGUAAUUGGCGAUGAAAUAUCAAGUGAAAAUACUAGUACCACUUGUAGAGUUCAUGGUAUUGUACUCAUUGGGUCUUUGAUAAAGAAAGAUCCCGAUUCAGUUUUACCUUUCCUACCACGUGUUAUCGAUUCAAUCAUCAAAAGCUUAGAUCCUCAUACACCAGUUUUACGUGAGGCUUGUAUACGUCAAACCACUGCUGUCUUACAUUUAAUGGUCAAUAAAUAUCCAAUGGUUAGUUUUCAUCAUGAUACUCAACGUUUGGUAUUAGGUACUUUGGAUGGUUUAGUCGUAAUCUAUGAUUUGAAAACUGCUACUAGAUGGCAUCGUUUCGAAUCAUUUAAAAAUUCAUUUGUCUCUGCUGUCACCUUUAAUGAAAGUGGUAAGAUGUUGGCUUGCUAUUGUUCACUCUCAAAUGAAAUUAAAAUUUGGCAAGCAAGUUCAACAUUUUUUGGUUUAAUUAAUUCAAGUCAAUUCACUUGUGUUCGUACAGUUUCAACCGCUUCUGAAAAACAAACUUCUCUUGGUUUUAAUUCACCACCAACUCAACCUUUAAAUCAAAAUCAAAAUAAUAAUAAUAACUUAAAACAACAACAAUCUAUAAUUAAUAAUUCUCAACCAACAAUACCAAAAAUUGAAAAUAUUAAAUUAUUUUGGUCAAAUCAAAAUUCAUUGGUUUUAACUAAAGAUGAUACAAAUACUAUAACUUUUAAUAUUCCUUCAAAUUAA